GUUCUCUACAGCUUCUACAUAUUCGACCGGCAUAGUAGGCCUGCAACACACACAGCGAAGUGUUCCAGCUAACAGCACCCAGCGGAGUGCAUAUACAGCCGCCGCUGGACCCCCCGACCGACCUCAUCCUCUGGCGCAUCUACGACCUCCAAAACCACCCGCCCUACCUCUAGCGCUUCCCUCACAUCCACAGCCCCCCAUGACGCCCCCUCCGCCUCCACACACAGAGGCCUCUCGCACGCGGACGACGAAAAGCUAAUCUUCGGGCUCGUCUUCUCGCUGCGCAACAUGGUCACCAAACUCGGCGGGAGCGACGACACCUUCCUCUCCUACCGCACCGGCGAGUACAAGCUGCACUACUACGAGACGCCCACGCGGAUGAAGUUUGUCAUGUUGACGGACACCAAGGUGCCGAAUCUGCGGCAGUACUUGUACCAGAUCUGGGCGAAUCUGUAUGUCGAGUAUGUGGUUAAGAAUCCGCUGGCGCCGACGGAACAUCCGGGCGGGGUGGGGGUGAGUAAUGAAUUGUUUGAGAGGGGGCUGGAGGCGUUUUUGGGGGCGGUGUUGCCUGCUUGAGGGGCGUGGAGGAUAGAGGGUGUUGAGAGGACACGUACAAGGCUUUGUACUGCUGGAAGCAUGGAGUCACGACAUGGAGACCUAGGUCACGAUUGCACACAGCAAGAUGCUCGACAAGCGACGUCGGUUCAGGGAGAUCGGCCCUGCUUGCUACACGGUAGCCUGUAUCAGACAUUGAGGUCAGGCCAAGCAUCGAGCCGGAGGCGCAGACCGAGGGUGAUAAGCUUGUGAAAAGCUUGUGAAAGCUUGGACAGCGAAAUGCCACAUGAUGAUACACAAACGAAUGCAAGACAU
Molecule: messenger RNA, 870 nt
Organism: Macroventuria anomochaeta
Lineage: Eukaryota; Fungi; Ascomycota; Dothideomycetes; Pleosporales; Didymellaceae
Exons: 1
Coding region: 289-576 (95 amino acids)
Biological process (GO): endoplasmic reticulum to Golgi vesicle-mediated transport
Cellular component (GO): TRAPP complex
Source: RefSeq, a predicted model, not a curated record